AUGGAUGAUGAUGUGUUGCUGGCUAUCCGCUUACAGGAGCAGUACGACCAGGAAGCGGAGGAGCAGGCAUGGCGCCUCUCAGGAGACUGUUGGUGCUGUAGAUCGGCCCAGAGAUCUGUCCAUAGUGGACCCGACCUGGGAAUUGCUGGACCCCAGCCCGGAUAUCCAUGCCUUGUUCCUUCAGUUCAAUCAGAUGUUCUUCUGGGGGAAGCUGGUCGGGGUGGAGGUCAGGUGGAGCCCUAAAAUGACGCUAUGUGCAGGAGUUUGCGCCUAUGAAGGAAGGGGAGGCUUGUGUUCUAUACGUCUCAGUAAACCUCUGUUGUCAUUUAGACCAAGAAAAGAUCUUGUAGAGACAUUACUCCAUGAAAUGAUCCAUGCUCUUCUGUUUGUCACACACAACAACAAAGAUCGGGAUUCUCAUGGUCCAGAAUUCCUCAAACAUAUGAAUCGAAUCAAUAGUCUUACUGGUGCCAAGAUAUCUGUGUAUCACAGUUUUCAUGAUGAAGUAGAUGAAUACAGAAAACACUGGUGGAGGUGUAAUGGCUCCUGCCAACACAGAAAGCCAUAUUUUGGAUAUGUGAAACGCGCAAUGAACCGAGCACCAUCUGCACAUGAUCCCUGGUGGGCUGACCAUCAAAGAACUUGUGGGGGAACUUUCACAAAGGUGAAAGAACCAGAGUCCACUUCUAAUAAAGACAAGAAAAAGGAGAAUGUUUCUGAAAGUGAGGCCAAGAACAUGACAAAAGGAAAAAGUGAGGCAAUUGAUAUUCGUACAUUUAUGCCUUUUAGUGGUAAAGGUUACAAGCUUGGUGAAUCCAGUCAAUCUAUUCAAAAUGAGAAAGUCCAGAAUGUUAUUCCUUUUUCACCUAAACUAUCUAAGCCUGUGCCAAAGAAUCCUAUCAAUGGAAUCCUCAACUUUACUACAUCAUCAUCAAAUAAAACUGAGAACAAAGUUUCCUUUUCCAAGGUGCCUAAAAUAUCAGUUGCCAACACCAAAAUGUUCCUUAAUGUUGGUGGCUCUCCAGUAAAGCUGCAUUUUAAUAGCAGGAAUGUAGCGUCAUCAGUGACUCAAAGUGGAAAUUCUACUAAUAUGACACAGAAGAGGAUUUCAUCUGAAAUGCUAUCCCCAUCACAGAGUAUACCAUCUACAUCACAGGGAACAAGCGGAGAAGGAAAUUAUGGGCAAGCUCCUAAAAGGCCCAGGAUGGAUAGCAGUCAAGGAAUUAAGCACUUUUUUCAUAAUGUAUCAGGAGUAAGCACUACUGGCAAUAAACCAACAAUAAAUAGGCCUUUUGACCAGCAGAGACCUACUAACCAAACCAUCUCCAGCAGCCAGAAUAAGAAGGUGAACUGUCCUGCAUGCAAUGCUGAGGUUCCCGAAGUCAAUAUAAAUGACCACUUAGACUCUUGUCUAUCAUAA
Staurois parvus is the source of this 1420-nucleotide messenger RNA. The record is from the annotation of a GenBank genome assembly. NCBI's taxonomy places the organism in Eukaryota, Metazoa, Chordata, Amphibia, Anura, Ranidae.